UCGACGUUGCGAUGAGGGGACAGGCGGAGGUGGUGGCGACGGCGGUAGUGGUGGUGGUGGUGGUGGGGAUGAUUAGAGGGUCGGAGAAGGAGGUGACGUGGUGCGUCGCGCGGAGUGAGGCGGGGGCGAUGGCGCUGGAGGCGGCGAUGGACCAAGUGUGCGGGUCCGGGGUCGUGGACUGCUCGCCGGUGCAGCCCAACGGCCUCUGCUACCUCCCCAACACGCUGCCCUCCCACGCCUCCUACGCCUUCAACAGCUACUACCAGCGCUCCAACGCCAACCCCGCCGCCUGCGACUUCCAUGGCACCGCCACCGUUACCAUCUCGAACCCCAGUUAUGGAUCCUGCACGUACCCUUCAUCCAUAAGCACAGCAGGAGGCUUAAUAAGUACACCAAACGCCGGUGGUGGUGAUGAUGUCGGUGACGGUGGUAGGCUGAAUCCUCCAGUGGUCGGUUCGACGGUGCCUGCUAUCGACAUGGCUGUUGCUUCUCAUUUGUGCCGCCCGCUUUUGCUAGUCGUGUGCCUCUGCUUCGUCUCACUGCUCUUCUGAAAGACUAGCUUAGGCCUCUUGACACCACAUUGUUGUAUCUGCCACUCUUUUGUUUGAGAAUUGGUAGGGUUGGUGAAACUGUGUUGAUCUUGCCACCUUCAAAGGCUUGUAGAAAGGAACAAGACAUCGGAUGUAGCAUCUUCUUUGCUGUGCAA
Musa acuminata AAA Group (dessert banana) is the source of this 706-nucleotide messenger RNA. RefSeq names its product PLASMODESMATA CALLOSE-BINDING PROTEIN 3. The transcript is spliced from 3 exons. Lineage: Eukaryota; Viridiplantae; Streptophyta; Magnoliopsida; Zingiberales; Musaceae. The record is from RefSeq and is a predicted model, not a curated record. The coding region runs from base 12 to 551 and encodes 179 amino acids.